GACGCGGUCCACACAACCCCACGGCUUAAAAGAGUGAAGGGAGAAAGCAGCGCGCCUACUUCCUCCUCCUCCCUCCUGCAUCUUCUACCCAACAAAGCAAGACAAGACAAAUCCUUCAAGGGACAUACAAACCGUCACACUGCUUCCUCUUACAUAUUUAUCCAUCAAAUAGAGAGUCCUUCAACGGGUGGGGACAAACUCCCUGCCUUCCGCCACCGACCACUUCAUUGAAAGGUCGGCCGUCUUCAUUGUCUUGUUGUCUAGUCUACCACAACCGGCGUCAUGUACGUCAAGAAGCGCGAUGGGCGCCAGGAACGCGUCCAGUUCGACAAGAUCACAGCACGCGUCUCGCGUCUGUGCUAUGGUCUUGAUAUGGACCAUGUCGACCCGGUGGCCAUCACACAGAAGGUCAUCUCUGGUGUCUAUGGCGGCGUGACUACCGCUCAGCUCGACGAUCUGGCCGCCGAGACUGCCGCUUACAUGACCGUUACACACCCCGACUACGCCAUUCUUGCUGCCCGUAUUGCCGUCUCCAAUCUCCACAAACAGACAAAGAAGCAAUGGUCGGCCGUCGUCAGCGACCUCUAUAACUAUGUCAACCCCAAGAACGGGAAGCCGUCCCCCAUGAUCGCCAAAGAGACGUACGAGUGUGUCAUGCGGCACAGGGAAGAAUUCGACUCAGCCAUUGUCUACGACAGGGACUUCAACUAUCAGUACUUUGGCUUCAAAACCUUGGAACGGUCCUACCUCCUGAAGCUCGAUGGCAAGAUUGUUGAACGCCCGCAGCACAUGAUCAUGCGGGUUGCUGUCGGCAUCUGGGGAGACAAUGUCGAGCGUGUCAUCGAGACAUACAACCUCAUGUCAAAUAAACUCUUCACACACGCUUCUCCAACACUCUUCAAUGCCGGAACACCCCAGGCUCAGUUGUCGUCGUGCUUCCUGGUCGAUAUGAAGGAUGACAGCAUCGAAGGCAUCUACGACACCCUCAAGACUUGCGCCAUGAUCUCCAAGAUGGCAGGCGGCAUUGGCUUGAAUAUCCAUCGCAUCCGUGCCACCGGCUCCUAUAUUGCCGGCACCAACGGCACCUCCAACGGUAUCAUCCCCAUGCUCCGCGUUUUCAACAACACUGCCCGCUAUGUUGACCAGGGCGGCAACAAGCGGCCUGGCGCCUUUGCCAUCUAUCUCGAGCCUUGGCAUGCCGAUGUCUUUGAGUUCCUCGACCUCCGCAAGAACCAUGGAAAGGAGGAAGUCCGUGCUCGUGAUCUCUUCCUUGCUCUGUGGAUUCCGGAUCUCUUCAUGAAGCGUGUUGAGAAGAACGGCGAGUGGACCCUCAUGUGCCCCAACGAGUGCCCCGGCCUUGCCGAUUGUUACGGCGAGGAGUUUGAGGCUCUGUACGAAAAGUACGAAAGGGAAGGCCGUGGUCGCAAGACGGUCAAGGCUCAGAAGCUAUGGUAUGCCAUUCUCGAGGCCCAGACCGAGACGGGCAACCCCUUCAUGCUGUACAAGGAUCACUGCAACCGGAAGAGCAACCAGAAGAACCUGGGCACCAUUCGCAGUUCCAACCUCUGCACCGAAAUUAUCGAGUACUCUGCUCCUGAUGAGGUUGCUGUCUGCAACCUGGCUUCUAUCGCGCUUCCAGCGUUUGUCGACUAUAACGAGGGUGUUUAUGACUUCAAGAAGCUCCAUGAAGUCACCCAGGUUGUCGUCCGCAACCUGAACAGGAUCAUUGACGUGAACCACUACCCAGUCAAGGAGGCUUACAACAGCAACAUGCGCCAUCGUCCCAUUGGAGUCGGUGUGCAGGGUCUUGCGGAUGCCUUCUUGGCCCUUCGCAUGCCAUUCGAGUCUCCCGAAGCGCGUGAGCUCAACAAACAGAUUUUUGAGACCAUCUACCAUGCCGCCUUGACCGCUUCGUGCGAGCUGGCCAAGGAGCAAGGCCCGUACUCGACGUAUGAAGGAUCUCCUGUGUCCCAGGGCAUCCUCCAGUACGAUAUGUGGAACGUCAAGCCAUCCGACCUGUGGGAUUGGGAUUCUCUCAAGGCCAAGAUCAAGGAGCAUGGUGUACGCAACAGCUUGCUGCUCGCACCCAUGCCGACCGCCUCCACCUCCCAGAUCUUGGGCAACAACGAGUGCUUCGAGCCCUACACGUCCAACAUCUACCAGCGGCGUGUGCUUGCCGGCGAGUUCCAAGUCGUCAAUCCCUGGCUGCUCAAGGACCUCGUCGACAUGGGCCUCUGGUCUGACAACAUGAAGAACCGCAUCAUUGCCGAGGGCGGUUCAAUUCAAAACAUCCCCAACAUCCCUGCUGAUAUCAAGGCACUCUACAAGACAGUCUGGGAGAUUUCACAACGCACCGUUGUCCAGAUGGCUGCUGACCGGGGUGCCUUCAUCGAUCAGUCCCAGUCGCUCAACAUUCACAUGCGUGAGCCGACCAUGGGCAAGAUCACCAGCAUGCACUUCACCGGCUGGAAGCUGGGUCUGAAGACGGGCAUGUACUACCUCCGCACACAGGCUGCGGCCCAGCCGAUCCAAUUUACCGUAGACCAAGAAGCCCUCCGCGUCCAAGACAGCGCCGUCAGCAAGGCGCAUUCUGGGUUGAAGAAGCGCUCGCCCCCUUCAGGGAGCUACAUGUCGUCCCCCAGGGCGGUUCCCAUGCCCAUGGCAUUUGUUAACAAGGAGAGCUCGCCGAACAGCCUGAGCAACGGGAUCCCAACUCCCAGCACCACCCCUCCUCCGAUCAAGACUCCUGCGGCAGCCGAGGUUAAGUCUCGCCCGCUUCCCUCGCCGUCUAAGCCGCCGGCGUUCAAGGCCGAUGUCGACGAGGGUGAUAGCCCCAAGUCACUGCCUACUGAGCCAAUUGACAAGCCCAAGCUUGAGGAGAUUGGCUCGCCGGCGCUCGAUGCGAAGAAGGAGGGACAGACCGAGGACAAGGAGGAAGAGAGUAAGGAACGCGAACUCGAUAUUUAUUCAGAGGCGGUGCUUGCCUGCAGCAUUGAGAAUCCCGAGGCAUGUGUCAUGUGCAGCGGUUGAUUCACGUCACUGUGGGAGACGCAGCGUCUUGCAAAGUGUUAUGACGGGAGACGAUGGCUGAAAUGAUUGGCAUGGGAUUAAUACCUGGGCAUGUUUUCUGUUUGUUUUUGUUUUUUUAUCAUGGGUUAUACUGGUACAUGCGGGCAGCCGUGCUCUGGUAGGAUGCCUGCAAAGUGUAAAUGCUUGUUUUUCCCUUUCCUUGAGGCGGAGUUGGAUCAUGAGCUUGUUUGUUUGCCUUUCACACUGUCGACUGUGUCGCGAAUUCCUUGCUGAAAUGUAUUAUAUACAGGCGGAGAGCUUGCCCUCUGCAGUUGUCUUGCUAGAGUCUGGGUAGUGUAUGCUGCUUGUCUUCUGAUGCUUAGGUUAGUGCGCUGAGGGUUCAGUCCACUAUCACUCGGUCGUCCUAGCUGCAAUGAAGUAACUCAUUUGUUCACUAACGAAA
Canariomyces notabilis is the source of this 3472-nucleotide messenger RNA. RefSeq lists its product as uncharacterized. The transcript is spliced from 4 exons. Gene Ontology annotation, cellular component: ribonucleoside-diphosphate reductase complex. Bases 283 to 3030 code for a protein of 915 amino acids. NCBI's taxonomy places the organism in Eukaryota, Fungi, Ascomycota, Sordariomycetes, Sordariales, Chaetomiaceae. Gene Ontology annotation, molecular function: ATP binding; ribonucleoside-diphosphate reductase activity, thioredoxin disulfide as acceptor. Gene Ontology annotation, biological process: deoxyribonucleotide biosynthetic process; DNA replication. The record is from RefSeq and is a predicted model, not a curated record.